Messenger RNA from Sphaerodactylus townsendi, 16939 nucleotides. RefSeq names its product StAR related lipid transfer domain containing 9 (gene STARD9). The coding region runs from base 191 to 14353 and encodes 4720 amino acids. Lineage: Eukaryota; Metazoa; Chordata; Lepidosauria; Squamata; Sphaerodactylidae. Gene Ontology annotation, molecular function: microtubule binding; lipid binding; microtubule motor activity. The record is from RefSeq and is a predicted model, not a curated record. The transcript has 33 exons. Gene Ontology annotation, biological process: microtubule-based movement.
UCCCUCAGAGGCAGCCGGGCUGGGCGGGGUUGGGCUGCUUCUCCUCCGCCUGAGGCUGUGUGCAAGCGGAGCCCGAGUGCCGCUCCUGAAGUGAAGUUGUAGUUGCGGGUCAGCGAUGUGAUGUGGAGUUUGGGCUCCAGCGCCUGCGAAGUUGGUGUGGCGGAGCCUUUUGCUGCCGCCGAGACGGGACAUGGCGAAUGUCAAAGUAGCUGUGCGGGUCCGGCCUUUGAGCAAAAGAGAGCAUGCAGAAGGAAGAAGGAUAAUUGUGGAAGUUGAAGACACAAUGGCAAAAAUUAGUAACAUGAAGGUGGACAACAGGUAUGAAGGUCUUUGGGACACAAGAGAAAAAGUUGUGUCAUUUGGGUUUGAUUACUGCUAUUGGUCAGUUGAUCCUGAGGACCCCCAAUUUGCAUCUCAGGAAGUGGUUUUUCAGGACCUUGGCACUUCAGUAUUAUCUGGUGCUUUUCAAGGAUACAACAUUUGUCUGUUUGCAUAUGGCCAGACUGGUUCGGGAAAAACAUACACCAUGAUGGGAACUCCGGUGUCUGUUGGAUUAACUCCACGUAUAUGUGAGGGUCUGUUUUCAAGGGAAGAUGACUAUUUAAAGCAGCCAGCAUCUUGUAGAGUAGAAGUCAGUUUCCUAGAAAUCUAUAAUGAGCGAGUCCGAGAUUUGUUGAGGCCAUCAACACAUGAAAAGCCAUACACACUUCGUGUUCGUGAGCAUCCUGAGACAGGACCAUAUGUUCAAGGAUUGUCUCAACAUGUGGUUACGGACUAUCAUCAAGUAGUUAGACUUUUGGAAGAAGGAGUGGCAAACAGAAUUACUGCAGUAACACAUGUUCAUGAUGCCAGCAGCCGAUCCCAUGCCAUCUUCACUAUUCAGUAUACUCAAGCUACAUUGGAGAAUAACCUGCCCUCUGAAAUCGCAAGCAAGAUCAAUUUAGUGGACCUUGCAGGCAGUGAAAGAGCUGAUCCCAGUUACUGCAAAGAUCGGAUUACAGAAGGGGCUAACAUUAACAAAUCAUUGGUGACCCUGGGAAUUGUCAUUUCUGCCUUAGCACAAAAUUCUCAGAUGAUCAGCAGUUGCCAGAGUAUAAGCAGCAUAGCCAGUGAUGUGGAUAGCGCCCACACAGGCAGCCCCUGUGGAGCUGGUCAGAGACGUCAGGCUUACAUUCCAUACCGUGACUCCAUCCUCACUUGGCUUCUGAAAGAUAGUUUGGGUGGUAAUUCCAAGACAAUUAUGAUUGCAACAAUCUCUCCUGCAAGUUCUUGCUAUAAUGAGACCAUGAAUACCUUGAGAUAUGCCUCAAAUGCCAAAAACAUUGUUAACAAACCCCGGGUGAAUGAGGAUGCAAAUGUGAAGCUGAUUCGAGAACUGAGAGAAGAAAUUGACAGGCUGAAAGCCAUGCUGAUGAGCUUUGAGCUGAGGAAUUUUAGUCCAUCUUGGAGUGAUGAUAAAGAUGGAAAUUUGACAGAACUUGUUCUUCAGAAUGAACUCAAGAUUGAGCAGCUGACCAAAGACUGGACAGAUAAGUGGAUUAACAAGAAAGCUAUCAUGGAAGAAUACAGGGUGGAUAUCAAUAAGAAGAAAUCUGGAGUGGCAAUUGAUUCCAGUUUACCUCACUUAAUGACCAUGGAUGAAGAUAUUCUAAGUACUGGAGUUGUGCUUUAUCAUCUCAGGGAAGGAACAACCAAAAUUGGAAGAUGUGAUUCAAACCAGGAACAAGAUAUUGUUUUGCAGGGUGAAUGGAUUGAAAAGGACCACUGCAUAGUAGAAAACCAGCGUGGGGUUGUGACUCUGCAGCCUCUUCAGGGAGCCCACUGCCUUGUGAAUGGGCACAAAGUCACAGAUUCCUUCCGUUUGUCACAGGGAGCUCUUGUUGUUCUGGGUAAAGCUCACAAGUUCAGGUUCAAUCAUCCUGCUGAGGCUGCCAUUUUAAGGCAAAGACGAUCGAUUAGUGAGACCUCUUCUACUGUGCUGUAUAGAUCUCUUGAAUGGUUAAAUCUGGAUGGAGACUUCACACCCUUGCUUUCCUGUAACUUGUAUCCAGGUGAAAAAGAAAGCAGUAAACAAGUAGAUACCAGCCGUGAAGAAUGCCAACCGAAAGAGAAAAACAAGGAUUUUCGCCGCAGUAGGAAACUUCAAAAGCAACUGCUGUAUGUUGAAGAAUUACAGCAGCAGAUCUUGGAUGGAAAAAUUAAAGCUGAACAAGAACUAGAACAUGAUCAGGCAGUAAUCAAUCAGCAGAUCAGAGAAAACCAGCAAUUGCUCAUUAAGGAACAGAAACGAUUGUCAGUGCAGCAGCAGCAGCAGCCGCAGCAGCAGCAGCAACAGCAGCAGCAGCAGAAGCAGCAGCAGAAGCAGCAGCAGGAAUCUGCUGUUCAGACGGAGGUUAAAUCAUAUGUGGAAGCAGGAGUCCAGAAUAUAUUGGAACUGGAGAUUUGCCCUUCUCUGCAGAACAAAAGGAAAUUGGUACAAGUAGAACUUUUGCAAAAAUACUCCUUAAAGAAAGCAGAAAGAGAUUUAAGGAGGAAAAAGCUCAAACUACACUUAGAGAGAAUUGUGAAGAAGCAAAAAUUACUUGAAGCCAAGAAAAACCUGGAACAUUUAGAAGCUAGUUGCUGGAGCAGUGAAGAUAAGGUGAAGCAUUCCCAUCCUCUGUAUCAAAGAACUUCUUGGGACUGCAAGGAUUCACGACCAGGCCAGUCAUCAGAUGCCAGCUCGGUGCAGCGCAGGAGGAAUUCCUUUUUAAAUAUUCAGUUACCUCAUGUCCCCAGUUGCUGUGUUUUCCUGAAAGGGGAUACCUACAAUGAAUUAUCUACCUCAGCACACAACUACAGAUGCUCUCAAGUCAGUCUGUUGAAGAAAUCAUUGUCUGUUGGGUGUCUUCCCAGAACAAUUAAAGAACGUUCCAGAACAGAUAACAUUGGUGUUGAGAUUGAUGACUCCUUCCCAACCCAGAGGCAGCUAGCUGAAAUAUAUAAGUCAUUAUGUCUGCCAAAUGAACAAAGAUUAGGCAAUAGCAUUAGGAAUACACAUAUAAUUUCUCAUAUCUUUGAAGACUGCAAUCAAAUGGAGAAAACAGAUAAUAGACUAAGGCAAACAAGACCUAAAUCCCAGAUUUCUAAGAACUGUUCUCCUGAUCUCUUUAAGAAAAAGAGUGAACUUGAAAGCAGAAAGCUGACUAAAACAAAAGCAGCGGGAGACAAUAGUCAGUGUAUAGGAAAACACUUGGAAAAGAAUGGGACUCAAGAAAUUAGUAAGAAACAAGAAAAAUAUGUAAGAAACAAUCACCAAAGUUCACUGCCAGCCAGUUCUAUCAAAGAAUUAAAAAGGUCAACAGCAUGUGGUAAACUACCAGUACAGCAUCUUAGCCAGACAGCAAAGAAUGUAAAAAGAGAUCCAAAAGACAGACAAUCAAAGGAAGGAUGUGAACUUCUGAGAUUAGCAACUUCAACAGGAAACCUUAACAAGAUAAAAAAUAAGAGACCUCUCUGUCCUAGUGAAAAAAGAUGGCAUAGUGCUGAGGUGCUGAGUGUUGGAAUCUCAAAAAUAGCCCCUGAUCCACUGAGGAGCUGGCAAGAAGAUGAAGAUAUUGAAUUUUCUGAUACAGACAGUACAUAUUCUGUGGAUUCUCUAUCAUGUAUUUAUACAACAGUUCUGACUGAGCAAAUUACGCAGGAAGAAUCAGCUGGAAUUCAGGACACUCUUGACCUGGAAGACUCUGAAAGUGUUGACAGCCAGAUGUCUCAGGAUUCUCUUACAGAAAAGGUCAACAAACCUGAAAGUCAAGAUCAAAAGUUUUUUCCUUUGAUCCAUCAAGAGCCUAUGAACUUUAACAAAGACAAUAACUAUCAGCCUCUCUUAAUACUGGCGAGCACAUCUACAUCAGGCAGUAAUUUGACUGAGCACGAGAGAAGCUUUUCUUUGGAUAGUCUAAGUGAUGUUGAUGAAGUGUCAGAAGACAUGGCAGAGAAAUGCACAUUUGAGUCAUUUGAUGAAGUGCCAGCAGAACUUUUGGGGGGAUUACAAAAUCCACAGUUAGAAAUCAGAAACAGAAAUGAACAGCACAACCCUGAGAAUUGUGAUGAAAAUAUAAUUAAAAAAUCUGAUGACUUGAAUGUCAAUGCUAGUUCUUUUUAUCUGGAUUCUAGACCACAGUCUGGUGCCAGUAGCAUUUGUGACCAGUCCCUGAAGAAGAUGAAAAUUAAUUUUUCAGUUCAGAGAAGUUCUGUAGAUCAAAGACCACAUGCAGCUGGUGAAAAUCUUCCAAUUUCAUCAGAUGCUUGGCUAUCCUAUAGCCUAAAAAGUGGGGAAAGCAACCCCAUAGUAGUGAUGCCUUCUUCCCAAGACCACUCAGAUUUUCAGGUUGCUCAGAUGCACCCUUUUAACACUUCACAUAACCGGAUGAAGAAAGAUGAACUAAGACAGUCAGCUGCUGAAUUAUCAUUUGUCUCUUACAAAAAGCCUCAUCGGAUAUCUCAUGAGCCUAACAAAAUUGAGAUGCUGUUUUCUGCGCCACCAUCAACACCUUUACCAGAAACAAGAAGACAUCUUGAGAGAGGAACUGUAGGAGCUGCAGUGACAGUUUUCAGUUCAGCAGCAGACAUUUUAUUUGAUCAUGUUUCUGCUUUUCCUGCAAAUCAUGGUUAUUGUGAGAUUGCCCCACCACCAGAGUCUAACCAUCAACCUGAUGAAUUGGCCAACGAUGGAUCUUCUGAUAAAUGGAAAGAAACAUCUAGCUGUUUAAAGGAAACUUCAGGUAAUUUAUCUCAAACAUCAGAAAAACAGCACUUCUCUGUUCCUUCAAUUUAUCCUGAGAACAAUGAAGAUUCUAAAAAUAACUCAUUAAUUUCUACAUCCAGCACUCCCUCUUUACAAGGAGAAGAACCUCACAUAACUACUAAUCUAGAAGACAAUGUGUUUAGAACUAUUGAAAAGGAAGGAAUUGAUUAUGACUCUGAUUGUAGUAUAGGGGACUCAAAAGUAGUUUAUUCAAAUACUGAAGAUAAAUUCAUCUGUACAUUGCCCAGUGGACCACCUAGAUUGGCUACAAUGGAUGCAACACAAGAAAAACAUCAAGGCUAUGAAAAUUUGUUUUCAAAAGAGAAAACAUCAUUAUUUAGUAAUGAACAUUUCUAUCUGUGUGACAUAAGCGAAAGUCAAAAUCAUGUUGAGGAAGAAGAGUAUUCUGAUAAGAUGCAUUUGCUAAAACAUGAUGGAUGUCAUUUUGACCCACCACAGAUAAUAAGUUACCAGCAGGUCUUGACAGCAGACCCUUCUGUAGACAGUUCUUCUGAAAAUAAAUUGUAUCAAAUGAAGACAGGAAUCUUUCACCAUAAUGAUCAAUUUACUCCACUACUACAAACCUCUGCAAUUGAGACAGCCACUAUGCAUGAAAACAGAGAUGUCUUAACAGAAUCUGCUUUAGAAGUGCCUGCAUUUAGAGAAGUGAAAGAAAACAAAUUACAAGAUGAAGAAUGGAGUUCAGAAAAUCAUUUUGAAUUUCAGACUGAAGCCUUAUUGAGCAGGUCUUAUUCAUGUUUCUUAGCACAGGGCUCUGAAAAUUGCUCAAGGCAAAAACAGUUGUUAAAUUUGGAUGCUGGACAUUUGAUGGGAAAGAGCAGUGAAGGCAAGAAUUAUAAUGUGACUUGUAUGGAUUUGAUGACAGACAGCGUGGAACGUUUUAAUGUGAAUGUAAAUGAAAAAAAAGCUGAACUUUCAGUUCUCAAUUCUUGUUCAGCUGAUGAUCAAGUCUCCUCACAAUCCAAUCCAAAUAUGUUGUGUAAGAAGACACCUAAAGAACAAAAGGAUGUUUGUGAGACCAGAUCACCUUAUACAGAAAAUAAUUCAAAAGAUAGUUGUUCUGGCUCUGUUAUCUCUACAGAUGGGAAAUACACAAUGCACACAUUUCCUGAUAAUUCUGUUAAGUUUGGCUGUACUGGCAAAACCAAAGUUCGGCACAGAUCUCUGCCUUCAUCAAGAGAAGUGAAAGAGGCUUCACUUUUGUGUGUGGAUCUUAAAAGAAAUGAUUGUUCAGGAGUGGAAUUUUGUACAACUCAACCCAGAAAUUACGCUGAAAAGAAUUCUGUAAAUGUGUUAGAAAAUAGAGUUUUCUCAGCCACAACCUCCCAAGCACAGACUCCUUGUGCAAAUAAAGAAUCUGAAUAUCUCAAAGAGAAAGUUGUCACAUCUGGUGUAACUGUUUCUGGAGAAAACAAGAGUGAACAAAACAGUAAGUCAGUUUGCUCUGAAGAACUCACUAAAUUAAUAAAUAGUAUAAACAAACUGGAAAAUGACAUAUUAGAAAUUAAAUCUAGUAAGGGUAGAAGUUUGCAUAAUUACCUUGGAAUCGAAUCUCAAAGUGACCCUAUAAUGAAUAGGAAAAACUCUGAAUCAAGUUCUCCAUUUCACAGACCCAGCCAUGAUCAUGGGAAUGGUGAAAGGAGAUUACUUGGAACAGUUACACAGGAAGAAACUAAUGCAGAAAAGAUCCAGCUGAAUGAUGACAGUGAAGGAGAACUGGGUGCAACAAAAGCAGCAACUGGGCCUGACAUCACUUUUCAAUCAAGCAACAUAAAUGAAAAUAAAAGUGAAGAAAAUACACAAGAAAGUGAUUGUCACACCACAGACAUGAAAGCAGGUUCUGAGAGAAUUGACUCAGCUGUGUGUAACUUAACAGUUUUGACUAAAACCGCUGUAAACUUCCUUGACGAAUAUGAUGAACCUGUUCAAGCUGACAGAGUUAUAAAAACUGUUUGCACCUCUGUACCCACAGUAAUGUCAGUACCCACUGAAAAUGUGCAAGAGGAUACUUCAGAGGACACUGAAGAACAUAAAAAAAUGCCUCCUAACCAUGAAUGUAAGAGUUGUUUAACAGAAAGCUUGACAUCACCCAAGGUUGUUUUUCAAGAAAAUAAAGUUGAUGGGAAUAUAAUUAAUUUUGAAACAGAGGACAAAGAAAGUGAAACAUCAGAAAAAGAGACAUUAAUUGGGCUACACACCGCUGAAAAUCAUGAUUUGGUCCAAGAGAAGCAAGCUUAUGAUCAUAUGUACGGUGCCAGUGCCAAUGAUGAUGAGAUACCAGAAAAGUAUUUCGUUGCUUCUGUACUGGAAGAAGAGGAUGGGCUUCAGUUACCAGUAACAUGUCUUGAUGCAGAUGAAGUACACCAAGAAAGAAGUCAUGGAGAUGUCACAAAUAAAUUCCUGAAAAAUAACUGUAAUGCUGGUUCUUUAUGUGAAGACAGAGAUGUAAUCGGGCAAUGCAAGAUAAGUCAAUCUGACAAUUUUGAAAAUAUUAAUGUCUCUACAACUUCCAUUGGAAAUGGACCUGAAGUUUUAAAAUCUGUCCCAAAUCACUUCAUACCUAAGAAAAAAGAGGAAACCCCGAUGCAAUUGACUAUUACAGAGUUACUGACUCAAAGCCCCCAAACACAAAGUAUGCAUCUUUUUACAACGGGAGAGGAUGACAGGUAUUUUAGAGAAAAUAGUGAAGGAAAAGAACUAGAAACUUCACAAAAUCAAGGUGAAGUUCUACUACAGAACAAAUACAGUUACUGUUUUUCAAACAAAGAGACCUUGUUCAGUGAGGUAUCAGAAGCAAGUGAAUUGUUUUCUCACAUUUUUUCAAAGAAUAAAGGUGACAUUGGUGAUGACUCCAUAAAUGUUAACCAAAAAUAUCUACCAGAAAGUAGAAAUCAAGACUAUAGAGUUACUGCUGUAGCUGUUAAAGAUUUAUUCUGUCACCCUGCCCAUCAUCCUUUGUUAAAUGGAAAAAACAGAAGUGGAGAAAAUGCUCAAGGUGACCCUACUGAUGCAAACAAUUCUGGAGUGCCAUUCAGAUAUACUGGCAAUGUCGCAGAUCUCCAGUACUAUGAAACACAAAUGGAUGUUGGCAUACAGGCUGGAUCACUCCCUACCAAAGCAAAAAGAGACAAUUCGGAAGUUGUUAUGCAAAACAAAUACAUUAAUUUUCCUCAUGAUCUGCCAGAGCAGGACAUAGAGAUGAAAGCAGGCAUCAGAUUUAAAAAAUCUUCUAAUUAUAUUGCAUCUGAUCAGGUUCCUGGUGAGGAUAACCCAUGUUCAAAAUCAUGUGUUCCAGAGCACCGUGCAUCGCUAGCUUUUGCUUCUGCUGAUGACACAGGCAGUGAAACUGUGCUUCUCACAAAGUUGUUAUCUGAAAAUACAAGUCAUGAUUUGGAGAAUUCUAAUGAAAAACACGGUGCAAGAGAAGACCAAAAGCCAGAACAUUAUUUGCAUUCAAUUAAAAACAUAUCUCCAAAAGAAAGUGCUGUGUUAGAUUCGUUUGGUUCUAGAACAACGAAUAUGCUUUCCUCUGUAAUGUUCAAAGAAAAUGCAGAUGAAAUAAUGCAGAAUUUACCUGAACUUUCUUCGCAGGAGGAUUUUAAUAGUAUUAACAGUCAGAAAGCAUUGGACUCAGUGCUGGAACAUAAUCAGACAAAUAAAUACUUACAAAAUACUAAUUGCACUGAGUCAGAACAUAAAACAAAUAGCGUAAGAAUUAUGGGUGAAUUGGGAUGCCAAGCAAAAAACAACAAGACUCUGGUGUACGGAUCUUCUUGUGACCUCUGUGGAAGGAACUCUGAGGAGGCAUCAGAAGGUGGGGAAGAACUUUUACAGCCCUCUACCCAGGUCUUGUGGGAAAAUGCUAAUCACUGUGAUGACAGAUAUGCCAAGUGCAACAUGAACUCUUACGUUUCUGAAUAUUCUGCUAGUCGGCUGAACAGUUCAGAUACCUUGUCAGAGUACCCUAUAGAUAAGUAUGAAGCUGAUGGUCUUUAUUUUGGGGAAAGAGAAUACAUGAACUCUAAAGUUUUGGAUGUGACAGGUGAUUAUGAUGUCCAUGAGGAAUAUGGUAAAAUUAUCAGUAAGACUGAGAGUUCUCAAGAAAUAAUGGAAAUGCAUCAAAAGGAAAAGCAACAGGAAAAUUCAUUCCUUGAAUCUCUGGGUAACAAAGAAAAUCAGUCUGAGAAUGAGGUUGACAGAACAGAAAUCAGUUUGCUAGAGAGAAGCUUGUUUACUCAUCAAAGUUUAGAAAAAAUAAGCAAUUAUGAAGCAAUGCAGACUCAUUUGUGUUCUCUUAAAGAUUUCCCCAUGUGUACAGAAUUUAAAAAUGCAAGUAUUCCAAGAUCAUCUGACGAAUUCACAUCUUCCAUAUGUAUGCAUUACGCUGACUCAUUGAAAGAUUCCUUUUUGACUUAUCAUUCAUCGUCUGCUUUUCAAGUGCCAGAAGGUCAAGUGGUCUGCCAUCAGGCUUUUCCAAAGGUUUCAUGCUCAUCUUCAGGUAGCCUCAGUGAAUGUGAGAACAAAACUCUACAUGCAGCUUCAUCAUACUUCCCAGAGCUUGCCACUAAUCAAAUGCAAGAAAGUCAGUGCAGUGAUACUGUAAUAUCUGGCCGGCAGCCAUGUACUUUAGAAACUGCUUCUAGCUCUCAAAGAAGCACAAGUUUAGAUGACAGUGAAAUCCACAAAUCUGAACUUGAAAAAAACCAUCAUGAAGCAGAUGUUUUUCAAGAGUUGAAGGUUAAAGUUCCACGACAAACAUGUUUAGAAAACAUUGCCCCAAACUUAUAUCCUCCUUCAUAUUCAUGUUCAGGUUCACAGAGAGAUCAAAGUAUCUAUUUUAGUAGCAGAGUUGAUAUAGUAGACACAUCUACCUCUGAAGCUAACAUUGAUCAUAUGAAUGAAUGUAAGUUGAUGAAUAAAGAAAGGGAAUUUUUGAUGUCAGAACAGCUAAAUCAUUCAGUAAUCAAUGGCAAUAUGUCUUCCAAAUAUGUAUCAGCAAACAGCAAUUUGCCUUUGCAAAAAGAACUUGAACAAGAGAUAUUUAGAAAGAAAAUAUUAGCUCUUACUGCACAGAAUGCGAACAUCGGCAAAGAUGAUAAACAGCUUGGUUUAAAGAGUCAUAGUUUAUCAGCCCCAGCUAUUGCUAUCAUGUCUAAUUUUGAUUGUGCUUCCGAAACUUUGUCUAAAAUAGACUGUUCUGAGCAUCUUGUUUCUAAGUCAUUACAGGAAUUAAAUAUGAGUGUUGAGCCUCCAUCCCCAACUGAAAAUGAUGCACACAGAACUGAAAGUUUUUUAAAAUUUAAGGCAGACAAUGUUGUACCAGUUAAAUAUAAACCCAGGUUUCAAAAGAAAUCAGUUCAAGCUCAGAGAUCCAGUAACUAUGACAAAAGAAACUGGAGAGAACAAUGUCAGAGCAGUCACUCUUCAGACCUCUCUCCUGUUCUCUGUCCAACAGCUGUUGAUCACACAACUCAUAGCCCCAUGGACACACAGGAAGGAAACCACUCAAACAAUGUUCCUUUGGUAUAUGGACACAACAUGGACAGAAAAGAAACAAGAUAUCAAAUGAAAGCAACAGGUGAACUGUUACCAGACAAUAAAGAUACAAUGCACUUUAGUUCAAGUGAUAUUGAUCCGUAUAUUCACUCAUGGCAGCAAGAUGAACACUGUAAGAUUGGUUGGAAACAGUAUGUGUUUGGAAGUGCAAGCGAUGUCUCUAGUAACCUACCUCCAUGGAGCCUGGAUACUCAGUCAUUUAUGAGGUGCUCCAGUGUAGAUAAUGGCUUAAAUACUGAGAAUUCUUUCCAUUCUCAUCUCAGUUCUUAUGCUAAUGCAAGAAUAUUGUCCAGCACCAUAAGUAGCACAGAUGACAUUCAGGGAUGGGAAGCUACAAGAGAAGGCUUUGAAUCUGCACAUUCAGAUGAAAGUAGCAAGCAUUAUGUGGAUGUUUCUCAUGAUGAAACUACACCUGAGAACUGUGUUUUGAAAUGUGAAAAUCUCUCUCAGCAAUCCGGAAACAGCUCCAUGCAGGUUGAUGAAAUUGUUCUGCUCUACCCUUCUGAGUCAGAUGUGCUCAGCAGUAAAAGUGAAGGGCUUCUCACUUGUGAACGGGAAACACAAACAGAGCCUCCAGCAAAGCUUAAAAGACAAAAGAGGCACCGCAGAAGCUACACUGAUGUAUCUUCAAGAAAACCAGAGGGAGUGCAGAGUUCAUUUCAACAGCCAUCUUCUUGGUCAAGUGUACAGAAUCUUUCUAUGCAUCUUUCACAGCUGCUUCACAACACUUCUGAACUGCUAGGAAAUUUUUCUUUACACACGGUUAAAGAUAAUGAACAAAGUGUCCAAAAAACACCAGAUAAGAAAAGUGUGAAAGCUGAAGUGUCUGACAGCUAUACUCAGACGACAGAAGACAUAGGUAUUCAGACAGAUAAUUUACAAGACCCUCAACACAAAAACAAGGAAAACCAAAUCAAACCUAAAAUGGAAAGUGAACCAGUGAAAUCUCAGGAGGUAAACGUGAUUGUGAAGGUUGUACAUACAGAUACUGUUGCUCUGAUGAAAGAGAACAUAUCAGAAAACAAGGGACUGGUUCCACAGAGCAUGCCUGAUUUAAGAAGCCAUGAUAACAAUAAAACUCUAAACGAAUCCCGUGUGCCGCAGGGCACCUUAAAUAAAGACUUCAGUCCUUCUCUAGAAGAACAGAAGAUUCCAUUGGAUGCUACACAAACUGUUACUCUUGGCCAUCCUCAAGCUUCUCUAGCUACAUCUUUUCACUCUCAACAUGAUGAGACUUCACACUCAGUAGUUAGUAUCCCUUCCUCUACCAUUCCUCUGUCUUCAGCAUACUGUUCUCAAGAUAGGAAACCAGUGGGUAAACCUGGAAUUCCAGAGUCAAGGGAGCUGUACUGCAAGAACAGCUUGUUUGUUGAUCGUGCAUCUUCCCCUAUUCUGACACUUAGUGCCAGUACAAUCAGUACUCAGCAUUCAUUAAACAAAGCCACUCCUUUCAAAAGCUCUGUUGGGAAUCAGAGAGAUAUAGCAAAUUUACUAAAUAAUUUUAGAAAAAGGGAAUCGGGUUCACCAUACGACUUGGGUUCUCUGGAUCUUCAUGUUGAUACUUCUUCACAGACAGACAGUGAGUCUACCACAUCUCGAGAUAGCAAGGAAAUUUGCAAGAAGUCUGAAAAUGUCUUGGAGAAGAAUACAGUCAAAGAACCUCCAGGAAUAGGUUCAUUAAAACAAAAGCACAGGUUUACUAUUGAUACACAUACUGCAAUUCACACCAAAAGACUCUAUCAUUCAAGCAGCACUUUGGAACUUUCUAACCACGGGGAAUACUUACUUGAUGAUCAUAGAGAGACUAUGCCAGGGAAACAUUCCUUUCAUCAGACGUGUGCCACCAGGAGAGCAAGAAACUUUUCAGGUGGAAUCAAAUAUGGAAGUCCUAUUGGAAAUUCUGAAUCUUCACCAAUUAAAAUGUCCUUUCAGGUACCUUUAAAUGAGCUUAAUAUGUCUUCAUCUUUAAAAUCUGCUGAGUCCCCAGAAUAUCUGCUUGAUUCUUUUUCUCCUCUGUGCCAUCGAACUUGGAGAAAUAACAAAAGCUAUCCGGGUUCAACAUCUGAAAUGAGUGAAUUGCAAGGUGAUGAUAUGGCUGAUGAAGAAUCAGAUGUGGAAAGUAAAUGUAACACUGAAAUUCUACUAAAUGAGAAUACUUCCUCAGUAAAGACUCACAGACUUCGUAGCUAUAGUCUUCGUGACCUGCCUGUGCACAAUAAAUUUAGCAACUGGUGUGGUGUGAAGGGUGGUCCUCACUCUUCCUUAACUAGCCUGACUCAAAGUACUGGUGAUAUCCAGAGUCCAGCAGAAAGGAGGACAGUUAACACAAGAGCAACAGAAGUUCAAGAUCAGUCCUUGCUUGGUGAAAGGCGAGCUAGAGAAAUUGAAAGACUACAAAGAGAGCGUGCCCAGGUUAUGUCUGGCGUCCAUUUAGACAUGAAUCAUCCUCCUCUUACUGUGGAACUUACUGAGGCAAAGUUAACUUAUGGCAUUGGGGAAACUGACGCACAACUGAGGAUCCUUCAGGGUGGAGCAGCUGAGAAUUUGACAUCAGUGCCCACUAAACAGCAACUUUAUCAAAGGCACAGAACAUCAAUUGAGAUAUUGAGAAAGCAGAGAGAGGAGAGACUUCAGAAUUUGAGAAGGAGUCGCAGCCUCAGUCCACAAAAACAUCUUAGUCUUUUGCAGUCAGGGGAUAUGAACCAGAGAGAUUCAGAUCUGCCUAGCCAACACUGUGAAGACUUACAGCAAUUGAGAAAAGAUGUGGUGAAAAAUACUAGAGUUCAUGAACCAAAAAUGAGGAUCCAGCAUCCUUCAGAGAUUGAGCUACUGCUUCGAGAUUAUCAGAGAGCACGAGAAGAGACAAAAACAGAAAUUGCCCGAGCCAGGGACAAGCUUCGUGAAAGAGCAGAGCAAGAAAAGAGGCGUAUUCAAGAACAAAUGUUUCCUCAUCAACAGAAGGAAGAAAUGAAGCUGAAAACCCUUGUAAGCACAAGUACUUUAUGCACAGAUUCUACUCUCAGUCUAUCUUCAGGACCAACAUCUGGAUACAAUAGUAGUAACACAGCAACAUAUGCUGCUAGCAUACUGGGCAAGCAAGAAGAGCAGGCUUCUGAAGAUGUAGAACACACAAGAGGCCGUUCAGCGAUUAGAAAUCAUCAGGUGUACAUUCUUGAGCAUCUGCAAAAGGAUUCUACUAAUGAGACUGUUCCUACAACACCUUCAUGUAUAGAGAAGAGCGGUAUCCAGUCACCACUUCCUGCCAGCCAUAGGUUCUUUCAUAGUGUACUUGUUUCCCCCACCACCUUUCCAGCUUCUCCUAUGAAAGGAUAUGAGGAUUUGUCUAAAUAUGUCUUGGCUAAUGCUACUGCAGAGGUUAUGGCAGUAUGUUCAAAUGACCUGAGGAACCUUUACAGUGGCCAAGCAACAGCUGGUUGGAAAUACCAGUGUAUGGAAAAGGAUGUACUAGUUUAUUAUAAAGCCUUUUCAUCCUCUGCCACAAAGCAUGGGUUCCUGGGAGCAGGAGUGAUUGACAGACCUCUUCCUACUGUGUUGUGUAUGCUGAAGGACCCUAGCAAAAGGCAUUUGUAUGACAAAACUAUUACCACAGCUCAAGUACAUAAGAAAAUAACCAGCAGUAUUGAGUUGGUGUAUGUGGUGAGUGACAUUUCAUUGUGUUACCAAAAGCAACCAAGAGACUUCUGCUGCAUCUCGGUUGAAGCCAAAGAGGACAAUGUAUCCAUCCUAGCUAUCCAGUCAGUGUAUGAAGAAUCAAUGCCUCGUCCUUGUAAAGAAAUGGUAAGAGGAGAGAUUUUGCCCAGCGCUUGGAUAUUAGAACCUGAUACUCUGAAUGGAAGAGAUAUCACUAAAGUCAUCUACAUGGUACAGGUUGACCUUGGGGCUCCAGCCAUCCCUGCGAGCCUCCUGAGCUCCGUGGCCAAGCGGCAGCCUUUGGUGAUAGCUAGACUAGCUCACUUCCUUGCUGGUUAGGCACGCAGGAAACUCUAUUAAUCAAAUUCAUCCAAGUAUAAAUACGAGCAGUUCCAGGAUUUUAGUUUACUCACUGGAAGCAAGUCAUCCAAGAACAUGGAUGCAUGGACUGCACAACAUCAAUACUGAGCAGCUGGCUUGGGCCGCAGCUAUCCAAAAAACUAACUUCAACUGAAACAUUUGGAGAUAGGCAGUUUCUACAGAACCUAUGAUAUUUUAUAAACCACCUACAUUGACAAUCAAAUGUUGGCAAGCAUCUGCAGUUUUAAACUGAGCAUUUUCUCUUCUUGGUGCAGCAAGACACAGAGCUAAUCUAAACUUGAAUUUAGAGGCAGACGGUUUGGGGUGUGUUUUAGCAGCCCUUCCAUCAUUGCAGCAAAGCUACUGUAAUGACCUUUGCAGAGAACCUGGCCAAAAGGUGCUGGCAAAUUAAGCAUUAAUUCAGUAAUUGUACCUAGUCAGCUUCCUGGUUGGAUUAGAUGUCAGUCUCUUUCAAAGUGAAGUAAGGGUAUGGUGACUUAUGGUCCUGUAAUAGAAUAUGGUUUAGGUAUGCUUCUGAUGAUACAUCAGAUAGUUGCUAUUUAAUCUGUCUGAAACACUAACAUGACUCAGGUAGAAAAGACAAACAUUCUGUUGCAGAAUCAAAAAAUGCACGUGCUUGAAACUGGAUAGACAAAAUAAAUAGUUGAAAAGCAUAAUGAUCACUGCUAUGUCACAUCUGGUGCAUCCAUUAGAUUCUCUGUUAAAUGUUGGUUUGUGGGACUUGAAAAUAAUAAAAAAAAUCAUCGUAAAGCAGUAUAAGCCCACUGGACACCCCCACCCCCCGUGCUGGAACUGGCCUAAAACUCCAAGCAUAUCCCCCCCCUUCAAACCAUAUUAAUCAGUGCUUGAAACCCUUACUUAUAACACCACUCUAACUUUCUCUGCGCUGGGCUUAUCAGUAUUCCAUAAAAACCGUUCCCUCUAUGACAUGACUGCUGUUUGCAGUUCUCUUAUAUACUUUAUAUUAAAUAAAAUUUGUUUUGUAACAUUCCUGUAAUUCUGUUUAUAAUGAAUUUAUACAACCACCUCCCACACACUGUAAACUAGUAUCUCAUAGCAUAUUUUAUUCAUGUGAAGAUAUAAGCUAUUUGAUUCAGGUUGUUGCUAAAAAUAGACUUAAAAGCCUAGUAUAAAUAUGUUACUUGACUGCUAUUGUAUCCUUUUCUGCCACCCUGCUCUUGUUAGAAGCCAGCUCCUUGAGCUUUGUGACGCACCUGUAAUAUUUUUACUGGAGCUAUUAACUGCUCCCAACUUACUUACAGCAUUCUAGUAACAGUGGAAAUAGUAAUAAAUUCAUUUUCUUAUGGUAGCAAGUGGUACAAGUGAACAGGUAAUGGGGGGGAUUAGUGUGCGGUAAACUUUAGUCAUCUUUUCUUUCAACAGAAAGGACUGAGAAUAGUGGCAGGAAAGAUGAAAAAUGCACAAUAUUGCUGGUGCAUGAAAAAAGUAGCUUAACUGAUAUGCACUGGUGAUGACCAAGAGUAAUGUCUGAAGAGCUCAAUAUGGGCUACCCCAGACAUUUUCUGCUUUCCUAGCAGCCACUCCUUUGGAGCAGGGUAUGAUACAGGCAAGGUGGAGUCCUGCAGAUACUCCCUCCCCCAGAAGGAGUUAACAACUAGCUCAUUAUCAGACAUGGGGUUGGGGUUAAUUUUCCACAAUUUGCAAAUUACUGAUUCAACUGGAGAUUAAUACAUGACUAUUAGCACAACCAAGCUUUGGAACUUUGAAUUUGGAGGAAGCAUUAAAUAUAGUAUGGUUUACUUAUGAUUAAAUGAGCAGAAACUCUGGCUGUUAGCCCAAUUGGUAAGCAUCUAUCUGUUGAGAACUCAAAGCACAGAAAUUAAGCUUAGUAAAACCUGGCCAAAUGGUUUGCAACACCCAGUCCUGUGGAUAACUUCACUGUUGCUGGGUAAGGGCAAUUCUGUAACCUACCCAGAGUACCAGCAAUGCAUAUAGUAAUAUGUGAAUUUAGAGACAUAUUUCAGGGGAUAUUUCCAGCUAAAGACCUGCUAGUUGUUAAGUCCCCCCCCCCCCCAGCUUUUUUUUUUGGACAUGGCACUCUGUUAAUGAACCAAAUAGCAAGAACAACAUCUAAGAGGGACUCUGCUCUUAAUACAGAGGAUGCCUAUUGAAGGAUAAUGUCUUAUUGUAUUAUACAGUGCAUCAGAAGUUUAUUUUUAUAAAAGCAUACAAUUGUUUUUUCUAUGUUUACUAAUUAAUUUAUUUAUAUACACUUGUUUUGAGGUGGUUUUAUAUGCUGAAGCGAAUUAUUAUUUUUACAAGUAUUCAAUUAUUGUACGCUUUUUAGAAAUAACUGAUUCUUUAAAAGUACUAUUUAUAUAAUGUUUUCUUUUGCAAAUAUGGUACCUGAGAAUGCCUAUAAUGGAAGAGUAAUCUAUUAAAAAGGGGGGAAACUAUUUUCUGUGCAAUCUUUUACUCAUUGUGGAAGAAAACACCUGCUUACUGUACCAUAUCUUUAGCCCAUACCUGCUUUUAACCAAGAUUGCUAUUUUCAUAGCCUCACAAUAAAGUUUUCUAAAUAUG